Plasmopara halstedii is the source of this 516-nucleotide messenger RNA. RefSeq names its product RxLR-like protein. NCBI's taxonomy places the organism in Eukaryota, Oomycota, Peronosporomycetes, Peronosporales, Peronosporaceae. The record is from RefSeq and is a predicted model, not a curated record. The transcript has 2 exons. Bases 1 to 516 code for a protein of 171 amino acids.
AUGCGCCGCCGCGUAAAGUUCGUCUUGGUACUUACUGCUAUUGCUCUGGCUACAAAUGUGAUUGCUUCGGUUACGCCAGUACCAUCUCCUCAGCCUUCUGAGAGGGAUGCAACUGAUUUUGAGGCGAAGAAGUCGGUGAAACCAGAGAACAUGAAUGAUGGUGCUGUCCAGGAUUUUAAUGUCGAAGAGAGAACUGCUUUACACGGCAUCGAAGACGUCGAAAUGCUUGGUCAUAGUACUGAAUCGUUUGGCAACAAGAUGUUACAUCUAAAAAAUGAAGACGAAAAAGACGAGUACCGUCUUGUAGAUCUAGAAAACUUACGCGUUGAAGCGCUUCUCGUCGAGAUCUUUGCACUCACCACAGACGAAAAGAUUGAUGAAGCAUCGCAGAAAAUCCGCCGCUUUGCUGUUGAUUUAGAUCCAUACUUUAUUGAGCGUCCAUCCGAAGGCAAGGAGAUUUUACAUAGCACGGCAACGUUGGCUGCCGAAGUACGCCGCAAACGCCCGCGCCAAUAA